Messenger RNA from Solenopsis invicta (red fire ant), 7296 nucleotides. RefSeq lists its product as uncharacterized. Bases 1316 to 2359 code for a protein of 347 amino acids. The record is from RefSeq and is a predicted model, not a curated record. Lineage: Eukaryota; Metazoa; Arthropoda; Insecta; Hymenoptera; Formicidae. The transcript has 2 exons.
AGUUCCUACCGACGACACAAUAAUUCUUAAAGGCGCGUUAGGCUUAUGUAUUUUUGGCAACACAUAAGCUUUUGGUAGCAUGCAGUCACUUACUCGUAAUGAGUAGAAUCUUUGUUUUGAUAUGUAUCCCUUAGCAUGCCAUUUUUUAACCCGAUUGUUUAAUGUUUUUCCUAAUUUAGGUGUUGGGUCCCUUUUUUCUAUGGAAUACGUGUCUUUAUCAUUAAGGGGGAGGGGGUAGGGUUUUGCACUUUCAAAAAAUCAAUUUUUUUGUCUUUUUUUAUAGUUAAACAUUUCAAGAAUAUAUUCCCAAAAUUUCAAGUUGAUCCGAGCAAAAUUCUCAAAGUCAUCGAGCAGUUAGUCUCCGCUCAUUCAAACUGUAGUUCCGACAGCUGCGGACGUUCAGAACGUAGCUGAUGAGUAGGUAUACAGUUUAUUUACUUAAGGAUCAUUUUCGAUCUUCUGGCAGUAUUGUUAGACGGGCCCGGUUUUUUGCGCAUGCGCAUCAAAUAAGAACACAAACGUCAGUUAGUUGUGGAACGUUUGAUCGUGCACUUGUUUUCAGUGAUUUAAUAAUUUUGUAAAGAUCUUUUCUAUUAAACAAUGCGAAGAAAUAGUAGAACUUUUUUGUGUAGGUCAAAAAAAAGACCAAAUCCAAGUAAACAAAAAAAAGAUGAAACUAGUACGUCGAGUGCAUCAUAAAAAAAAAUAAAGUUAAGUACCAGUGCGAGCGUGCCGGAAGACGUUGAAAAACAUUAUAGAAUUGUAGAUUUUUUGCUUGUUUACUCGACAAUUUCAACGUUAGUGAAAUAUGCUCAGUGUGAUGGUUCAGUUCAGUUUAAAAGUUGCAAAAAAGAAGGUCUUGGUUUUCAAAUUCAGGUUAAAUGUGCUAAAUGUAAUCCACGCUAUAUACCGUCGAGUGACAAAACUAGUCAUCGCUAUGAAAUCAACAUUCGAUUCGUUUUUGUAAUGCGUGCAUUAGGCUUGGGUUUAGCAGGCUAUAAUAAGUUUUGCGGUCUCAUGGAUAUUGCAAGUAAUUUUGUAUCAAAAACGUCUUAUUUGGAAAUAAUGAAAAUGAUUUGCUCCAGCGUAGAAACGACUGCUAAAAAUUUUCUCCUUUUCGCCGCAAACGAAGAAAAGCAAAAAACACGUGAAAACUCGUCUGACACUUUGACUGUUUCUGGCGAUGGCACGUGGCAUAAGCAAGGCUACAGCUCCUCCUUUGGCGUCACUUCAUUGAUUGGUUAUUGGACUGGAAAAGUGAUUGAUAUUUUCAUAAGUAGUUUGCAUUGUCAAUUUUGUAAAUUAUGGGAAAAAAAUGAAGACUACUGAAUUUGAAGAGUGGUACUCACAACACGUUGCUAAUGAUGAAUGUGAUGCCAAUCAUACUGGACCAUCAGGUAACAUGGAAGUAGGCGCAGUAAUCGAAAUGUUUCGCUGCUCAGAAGAAAAUUAUGGAGCAAAAAUUAGCAAUUAUAUCGAAGACGGCGACAGCAAAACUUACGGCAAUUUAGUGCAAGCAAAACCUUACGGUGAAAAUUUCACUAUAAAUAAAAAAGAAUGUGUAGGCCAUGUACAGAAACAAAUAGGAAAAUGUUUACGUGAUUUGGUAAAUACGACUGAAGAUGUAGUCGUGAAAACAGGAAAAAAUGCAAGUAGAACGCGGCGAAGUAAAAUACUUGGCGGCAAAGAAAAACUUAUUGGAAAAGUAAUCGAUAAUUUGAGUCGAUACUACGGAGCAGCAAUAAGGCAUAAUUGUGAUUUGGUCGAGAAAAUGAAAAAUGCGAUCUGGGCCACAUACUACCACCAACAGUCGACAGACGAUAAUUUUCAACACGAUAUGAACGGUGAGAAUUCGUGGUGUCCUUAUCAAAAAGCUCUGGCCACAACAGGAGUGGAGAAUUUCCAGCACAAUUACACUCCACUUCCAGAAGAUGUCAUCCAAGCUAUAAAACCAAUUUAUGAAGAUUUGAGCAAGGACAAACUUCUGGAAAGAUGUCUUGGAGGUUUUACCCAAAAUGCAAACGAAAGUUUGAACCAACUUAUUUGGAGAAUCCCACCAAAAAAAUUAUCUGGCAGCAAACAAAUUGUUGAAUUUGCAGCCUAUGUAGCUGCAUGCACUUUCAACGAAGGUGCUGGUGUUUUCCUCAGCUUUCUUUCUGAUAUGAACGUCAGCCUCAGGCCGAGCGCUUACGAAUACGCAAGAUUGGAGGACAGCUGUCGCAUCAACAGGGCCGAUAUACGAGCUGAGCAGCACAGCAAAGAAGCCAGAAUAAAGCGAAGACUCGAAAAAAAAAGAGGCCAAGAACAUCAAAGUGCAGGAAUUGUACUCUAUGGAGCUGGAAUCGAUGAUUUAGUAUAAUUUUCAACUGAGAUACAGUGAACACCGCAAAUCGUCUUUUUCCAAAGGCGCUCUAGGAAAAGUUCUGUCACCGGCUUGUUUGUGAAUAUUUUUGCAUCAAAAUUGUACAGAAUAUUCUUAAACUAAUCUUAAUAAUGUACAAGAGGUUGUAAUAAAUUUAAUCAAAUCAUUUUUUUUUUAAUUUGUAAAAGAAGUGUAUUUUUUCACGCUGAAAACCCUACCCUCCUCUUAAGUUGCAUUUUUUGUAAAUAGUCCUCUUUAUCCAUUGCAACCACUGCAUUUCCCUUGUUCGCGCGCGUGAUUAUUAUAUUGUCAUUAUGUUUUAAAAAAUGUGUUGUGUAUUUUUUAAAGUAUCAGCGGUUAAAAGUCUAUUAAUUUACAUGAGUCAUAUAACAAGAAGCAAGAUGUUGACGGAAUUUAUUGACAUGAUUUGUUUCGCGGAUUGGAAAUCGACGAAGCAAUUAUAGAAGUUUUGGACCAUGGGCUUUAAAUCCCGGACUAAUGUAUUUAAGAGCUUUAGGCUGUUUUGAAGAUUCUGUUUGCGCUUUGCGUCAAUAAUGUAAGAAAUACACACACACUGAAGAAAACUCCGUAGAGUCAAAACAUUUGUGUCUCGAAUACUAAUAAAUAACGGUUAUAAUGUAUACAAACACUUACACCUUUUUGCUCGUCUUAUUGGCCUAUACAAUUAGUUGUUAAAUUGCAUACGAGCCUAUCAGAAUGUUGUUAAAGUAAAAUUUGUUUUUAAAUAAGAAUAUCUUUUCACUUUGUUUCAAGAAUAAUUUAUUUUUAAGCGAGAAGAUUAUUUAUUCUUGGCGCUAUUUUAAUCAUAAAAUAUUCUUAAGUUAAAGCAUUUAUGCUUUGCUUUAAGAAUUCAUUUUUUUGUGUGAUUGUAUUAUUAAUAAUCACCAUUUUCUAAAUCUAUACACGAUAAAACACAUUAUUGUUACUAAUGUGUCCGUUUGAUAUAGUAAGGAUUUAUCUGCACUUUAUCGCUAUACGAGUAAAACAUAGUUAUAUGUCAGAGAAUAAUAAUCAGAACGUAGUAAAGUCAGUUCUUGUGAAACCAUGCUAGAAAAUUGUCGAUGGUUAUUGUACAUAUCGUGUCUUUACGGUUGUUGUCCAUAUAUAAUCGAUGAAUUAUCGAUAUUUACAAAUUUUCGUCCUGUGACGAAAAUACUGUACUUAUUGAUCGCGUGCGGUGUGUAUUGCGCCGCAGGAUAUUACGCAUUUGGUUUUGCCACUCUAUGUACAACUAUUAAUGUGGGUUGCGUUCUACAGCAAAUUAAUCGAUACACACGGACUCUCUAUAUGAUCUUGACAACAUUGCUAUCGUACUUACAUUAUACAACAUUUCAACGCACUGUUGCCACAAUUCAUGAAUUUGAUAAUUUAAUGUUACAUCAUCGUUGGUGCAUUGAAAAUAAACAAAAAAAGCAUUAUAUGCAGUGGCUAAUUAUAUUAUUUAUUAUUGGUGCUUGGGUGUUAUUUGCUGCAUUAGCAAUGCUGAUUGUUAAAAAAAUAAGCGCUACAAGCGAAAUAUCCUACUUCACAUUUAUGAUACAAUACGUUACUCGCAUGACGUUUUCUAUGGAGAUCGCAAAAUUUUGCUUCUUAUAUGAUGCAUUGCGUCGCAGGUUUUGUCUUCUCAACGAACUGUGUCAUGGAUCGAUUGGUAUUAUCUUGUCAAUUGAUUAACCCCAAAUUGAAUAACCAAAUUACCUUCACUCUUUCAGUGUAAAUAAUAUUUACAAAUAUCAUGCAUAAAAUGGGCUCUUACAAGUGAUCUUGCGAAGUGUCACACUUUGACUUUAAUAAAACUUUAUUACAUGCUGGUAAAAUAAUUAAAUAGUCUUAGAAAAUAUCAGUUGCUGCCAAAAAUGAUUUGAAAGAGUGAAAUAAUCCCUAAUAUGUAAAGCGGUUUUCAGCAAAAACUAUUUAAGACAUCAAAAAACGUUUUAUACAAAAGUUUUACAUUAAAAUUAGCUGUAUUCAUUCAAAUUAAUAAUAUUUUUUUAAAUUAAAAAAAGUUUUUAAAUAACAGGCACACAAAAUAAAAAAAAGUGUCAUGUCCAAAAGACUACACCUAUGUAUCCCUAUGUACUUUGACGCCCCGAAUAUGACCCCAGAAUUGCUUCAUCAAGUCAGAAUUUUUUUUCACCUUCAAAAAUAGUGUAAUUUGAAGAAAUUUUUGCCAUUUUUUGAGGAUAAAAAAAAUCUUUAUCUGAUGUAGCACUUCUGAGGUCAUAUUCGGUUGCAGGGCAUCAAAAUACAUAGGGAUACACAGGUGUAGUUUCUCGGACGUGACACUUUUUUUAUUUUGUGUGCCUGUGUAAUUAUUCUAUCAAUAAGAUAGACGGAUUUUAUUGUAACCAUAUCUUUAUAAGCAUAUUCAGAUUGUAACUACCAAAGGAAACUAGUUGAAUCAUUCAACCUCUUGAUGUUUAUGGAUUUAGAAUAUGGAAAAAUUUUGUGAGAAUAUUCAAUGAUUGCAUCAUAUAAUUAAAUUAUGAUAUUAAUUUGUAUUUCAGAAAUAAUAUCAUUAAAUUACAAUCUUUAACGCAUAUAUUACAACUAUCUUUUAAGCGAUUUCAUAAUCUUUAUCCCAGCAAACACUGAAUAUAGCUGCAACAUUGCAUUGGAGUAAUUGUAUUGAUUGUGAGGUAACAGAUGUUACCUCACAAUCAAUACAAUUUAAAAUGUUUUUGGGGUACAAUAUAACUAUUUUAUGCAACUGUUAUAUAUUUUUGUUAUUUUUGUGUAUUAUUGAAAUAACAGCAACAUAACAAAACUUAUAUAACAGAUAUUAUAUUUUAUCUAUAUUGUCGUUAUAUAAAAUGUUAAAUAGCAUUUAUGUUGCAUUAGAUAUAACUAUUACAUUGAAAUUAUAUUAAAAUUUUUAAUAGCUUUCAGUAGCGCCAUUUUGCGACACGCGAUUCAUGUUUGACAUUCGACUUAUUCGAUGUAUGUACGAUGAUCCGAUAUUUCGUGAUACGUUUGGAUUCCCCAUUUGGAUGGUGAUUGAAUAUGACUGCUAAAAUGGGUUUAAUUUCUAAAAGAUUAAAAAACUAUAAAAUAUCAGAGAGAACGAUUGCUGAAGAGCAUUUGAUUAUGGAAUCAGAUUAAAUGCACUUAAAGCUCUGCUCGUAGAGGUCAUGGCCAUUAUUUUGUAAAUUUUAUAUAUCGCGUGCUAACGCGGCUAUAUAUAUAAUAUAUAACGCGAAUGUUUUUCGUAUAGAAUUACUAGUUUAAAAAGAUGUGUCAACAACUUUCAAAAAAUUCAUACAAAAUACGGCCAAACGCAUGCAACAAACUAUUUUUACAAAAUAAGUAGCAGAUCUUUAAUUGCAUUCGGAUUCCAUGGCUAAAUGUCCUUCAGCCAUUGUUCUGAUUAUUAUUUAUGGUGUAACUGAUGUAAUAUAAUACAUGUUCUCGGUUUUCAUGUGCUUACAGAUAUAUUUUAGUAUGUUGUGAAAUUAAUUCACUCUUUUGUAACGUAACAGAUUUCAGAGUGUUUUUACAAUAAUAUAAUAUAUUCUGUGCAAGAACACAUAAAUUGCAAGAUGUUUAUAAAACUAAAUACUUUGUAAAUAAAUUUGUUUUUGUCUUCCUGCCUUUCUUAAGUUUAAGAUAUCACUUUUUAAGUAAGAGCAAAUUUUACUUUUGCAAAUGUGAGUCUUUACCACUCUUGUCGUGGCUAUAACUAGUUUUCUGAUUGUCUAUGUGUAAGAUUUUAUAGAUAACCAAGUUUACAAUCAUAAGACAAUGAGUCGAGUACCUUUCUUUUGUUGAAUAUGCUCUUUAUUAAGAUUUUGACUCACAUAGGCUAAAGCAUAAAGCGUUACAAAAAUGUGAAAUUUAAAUAAACCCAGAUAACAAAAUGCGCGCAUAGUGAAUUCACGGAGCGCGCAUGCCGUGCAGAUUAUCCUCACGGUGUGAGCUCACGGCAUCCGACAGAUGCGUCAUCAUAUGAGACUCAUAUUGGUCGCACGCGUGCGGUACUCAUGCGUGCGAGCGAUAUGAGCCUCAAAUGCGUUCUGCAAAUGAGACUCAUAUUGCUCGCAUGCAUGCAUACGGCACUCAAAAAUUCUAAUCAUUGCUCAUUUUUUUUACGUACUUUUAAUGCAUUAUAUAUCAAUAUUUUUAUUCAUUUUUUUUCUGAUUUACAAUUAAAAAUUAAUAUUAUCAUAUACAAUCUUUAAUAAAUUAGCAUUAAAAGUAUUAAAAGCAUAAAAAGUUCUUGAAAGAAAUGCGCAGUGAUUGGAAAUUUAUAUAGUAUUUUGUAAAUUUGUUAAUAUAUGGAAGGGUCUUGUUUUAUCACGUUGCAAUUGACCACUGCAUCCAUUCACAGCAAACGGUGAAUUUUAGGUUUUUUUACUAGAAUUUUUUUACUGUUCAAGCACUGCAGUGCGGCUGGUGAUCAAUCGCAACGUGGUUAAAAGAAAAAUUAACAUGUACACAAUUAAUACUUUAAUAUUAUUUUCAAGUGAAUUUUACUUUAAUGCAACUCUAAUUCAAAAUAUAAUUACAAAGAUAUUUGAAGUUAAAAAUACAUACAUUUUUGUAGAAUUAAUAAAUAUCUUACAUACUUUAUAUAUGGUCAUAAAACGAACCGUCCAUACACCUCUUCGAGACAACUUAUAAAAUAAAAUAUGCGAGGUCUGUCAACAAUAAAAUAUGAAAUGCUUGCUCUCGUAUUGUUUUCAAUGUUUGGCAAUAUUAUUCCACAAUUUCCUAGGAACAAAGAAAAAAAUAAUAUAUAAAAAUUAAUAUUUACAAAGUAUGAAAAUCAAGUUUGAUAAUUCUACAAGUAUUCUACACUUUAUCAUUUAAUUGUUAUAGAAAAUUAAUUUCCUUUUACAAAAAUUUAAUAAAGUUUAUUAAUAAUAAUAAUAAUCAUAAUAAUAAGUACAAAUUUUGUAAUAAUAAAAAAUUAG